AAACAGAAAGUUACGGGCUGUUGAGAGAGCUUAAGCAUAGAACUUAGAAGUUAGAGCAUUGUAUUGGUCACUGUGUUUCAAGCGUGGUUUUUUAAAACUGAUAAAUUUCCCCAAAUUUAGCAAGUAAAAUUUUUAUAGGAUACAAUACUUUUUUUUUAACUAAAAGAGGAGAUAAGAGCCUAGGUUAAGGCUAGGCUGAGUAUAUAUAAGUAAAUAAUUUGUGCUUUCAGUUUCACGCUGCAUAUAGUUUAUUACAGUAUCAAACAGUAUUUUUUAAACCACUUUGAUUGUUUAGAAAGCAGUCCAGGUUUAGAGUUUGUUAGAGCUAGAGUUGCAGUAAGAUCGCUAAAACUAAUUACAACAACACCUAAAAGUUAAUGAAGAGGAUGGUUUCAAAAGCUCAAAUAGGAUUCUACUUCCAUUGGGCAGACAACUUUGGUAUCAGUUACUGCAGCAAAUUUAUUUAUGAAAAGUUUCUACUCCUAGAAGGUUAUUUCAUCCAGUUUUCGAUGUACAAGAAGAUGGCAGCUUGAAAAGCUAAAUAAACAUUAAACCCAGGUAUCACCACCACAAACUGCAGCUGUUACCUUCUCUAUUUGCACCAGAAAAGAGCAGUAAUAAUUGAUUGUAUUCUGCGUUGGGGCCAACAGUUAUCAUCAUGCUUUCUGAUGUUUAUCUGGAGGAAAACUCCAGUGAUAUUCAUAUGAUACUUGAUCCUUUAGAGCUGACAGACAUCAACCAGAAUCUCUGUUCUUGGCCUCCUCAAGGUUUUGAUGAUGGAAUCACUGGACUUCCUCCACGAAAGGAAAGUCAGAUAUUUUCUGUUGCCAUGGGAAUGAAGAAGAAGAGGAAUGUAAUGCUGAAUAAAAAUGAACAAAAUUCUAAUUCCAGAGCAAUUAGACUUAAGUGGAAGAAUGCAGCAUACCGAGCUCUACGCAUGGCAGAUCCUUGGAAGGAGUUUCAUCUGGAGAAGUUGGAAGUCGAAACUGCUACUCGCUACCGCUACAGUGCCCUUCGUAAAGAUUGGGUUGUGGAUGAAGUUACUAUCAAAAUGGCUAAAGAGUCCUUCAACCAUGGUGCGAUGAGGUCAUGUUACAGAGUGAAGAAACUCUCCAACUUUGCUCAUGAUAACUGGGAGCACGCUUCUAAUUACGUAGCCAAAAAGUACAUGGAGAAUGUAAACAGAGAGGUGUACUUUGAGGAUGUCAAGUUACAGAUGGACGCCAAACUGUGGAGUGAGGAAUACAAUCGUCACAAUCCUCCGAAAAAGGUGGACAUAUUUCAGAUGUGUGUGAUUGAAUUGUACAGUAGACCUGGAAAGCCCCUCUUUCACUUAGAACAUUAUAUCGAAGGUAAAUAUGUCAAAUACAACUCCAACUCUGGUUUCAUCAGUAGUGAAGGACUUCGUCUCACUCCUCAGGCUUUUAGUCACUUCACAUUUGAGCGAUCAGGUCACGAGUUAAUUGUUGUAGACAUUCAAGGGGUUGGUGACCUUUACACUGACCCACAGAUCCAUACUGCUUCAGGAAAGGAUUACGGAGAUGGAAAUCUGGGCCCCAAAGGCAUGGCGUUGUUCUUCCACUCACAUGUGUGUAACAAUAUCUGCCAUAGUUUGAGUUUGUCACCUUUUGAUCUUGCAGUACCAGAGAAGAAAGCCAAUCAAAAGAUAGCACAUAUGCAGCGAUCCUGCAAGACGAGAGUUCGGGGAACAGAAGAAAUCUGCAUUCUUCCUUCUCAGUAUGAGCGAUCUCACCUGACCGAGUUUUUGCGGGCUCGUACUCGGACCUAUAGUGGAUCUUCCCUUCCAGGAAGCCCUUCAGACAGUGAAAUCCUUGGUUCUCCCGUGGACUUCUACAUCCGCUGCAGGAGUAGGGACAGUGGUAACCGAACCAUGAGCUCAGGCAGUGAAGACAUGGAUGGAGAAGAUGAUGAAAGGAGUGAAGAUGAAGAUGAUAUUUCCAAUCUUGGCCUCAAUUCAGACUCUGGAGUGGGAUCUCUGCAUCUCUCAAGAAGAAAGAGAUAUGAUUCUGAAAGUAGUGCAACAUCGGUUGACGAACGUGAACGUGUAGCUUUUCAAGAGUUGAUUGCCCGUCAGUCCCGCCCUUCUUGUGUCCACAAUGAAGUCCAAUUGAGGAAGAUGUUGGAAAAUGAUGAAAACAGAAAUCCAGAAACAUCGGUCCUGGGACAGGUUCACCUAGAAAUGGCUAAGUAUCAUGAAUUGGGGCGGUUUACAGCAGAGGAUGAUGAAGAAGAGUAUAAUCGCGAUGCUGCUUUCUUUCACAUGCAACAUGCCGCAGACUGUGGAAUCAUGGAAGCUGUGGUCACCAUGGCUCGUAUCUACUUGCAGCUGCAGCAUGACCUGUUGGUUGAUAUUUCUGUGCCUGACACUCCACAACACCAGGAGAAAGGUGUGUGGUACAUGCUUCGUGCAGCUUCGGGUGGAGACAGAGCUGCUAUUAUUCACAUGGCUAAAGCUUUUGAUACUGGCGAAAACUUGGGAUUGUCACGAGAGAAGUCUUGGAAAGAAGCUGUAUACUGGUAUGAUAGAGCUGUUAACAUGGAAGAAGGUGAAGAAUUUGAUGCUUGCAUGGAUGAUCCAGCCUACCUCUUGCUGUCCCGACAAGCAGAUCUGUACCGACAAGGAGGGUAUGGUCUUGAGAAAGACUACAAUAGAGCGGGUGAACUGUACCAAGAAGCAGCAGAGGCUGCCAUGGCAGCCAUGAAGGGUCGACUUGCCAACAAAUUCUACAUGUUGUCUGAAGAAGUGUGGGGUGAAAUUGAGGAAUAGUUGGUUAAUGAAAAGAGGCUGCUCUAGCGAACAACUUUUAGGGUUGGCUGAAGAAUACUUGACAUAGUAGAGCUGAAGAACAGGUGCUGUUUUGUCAGUAUAUGUUUAUUUUGUCCUUAGCUUUUUUCAUAUUGUUUAUAACUUGAUCCUGGUUCUUUUAACAAAAGUUUUUUUUUCAUCUGGGGAGAAGGAAGCAAGGACCUCAAUUUUUCAUUUUUGGAUUGAAAGUGAUUGAGUAAUUAGAAAGAUGAAACAAAGUUCAAGUUGGACUUAAGAACAGAAGGCACAUAAAGAAACACACAUGUUGUAGUAAAUGUGUUAUAAAAAUCACUGAAUGAUAACAGAAAGCUUUCUUUACCACUGGAAUAGUCUGCUUCAAUGAAGAUAAAGGAAGUAUGCAGAAGGUAACAUUUGCAGUAAGAUGAUAUUUUUGGAGAGUUACUAAGAUGUCUUGAAAUGGUUUUAUAAUUAAGACCGUAAUGGAAAACCAUCUGUGAUGAUUUUGUGAAAUUUAGUUAGGCUUCACACAUGAACAACAUGGGAAUAUUUGAGCAAGAAUUGUUCUUAUCAAGCUGUUUUAUGAAAGUGGAACAAUGAGCUUAUUACCAUGUGUGAUACUUGAAGGUAAUAAGAAACACCUACCCUGUUACUGAGUAACUCUCUUCUUGUGAAGUUGAUAUCAGAAUAACUUUUAAAUUUGUUUGUGUAGAAUACAUAGCUAACCAGUAGUAAAUAAAGUUUAACACCAAUAAAAGUGUCAUUAAGUAUUCUACAAUUCAAAUGAAAGAAAGUGUGAGGAUAAAAAUAUGUAAGCUUAUAUUCAUUUUUAGAAUUUUAACAAAGCAUGCUGGUAUGUUUUUUCGAAAUAAAUAUUUUCACCUUGUUAUAGAUGAAAUAUUAAAUGCCCUUUUAUUAUAAAUACGGUAACAAAACCAAGAUCAUUCUAUUUUGAAAAUAGUAAUAUUUUUAUUGAUCAGCUGAUAAAUGUUUUAACAUCAGAACUUUUUAGGAUUUUCAUAGUUUUACUGGUUUUGAUUGUCAAGAUUAAAGGGUUAAUGUAAUUUAAAGUAUACUUUUUUCCAACGAAUUCUGUGCUCAACUUCUAUUUUGAAUUAUAUAGUAUGCUGUGAAUUGUGUUGUGCAUAAAAUUUCUGUAGAAAAUAUAGAAAGUUUGUUGUAAGCUCGACAUUAAGAUGUAUUUUAAGACCUCAAACUGCUGAUGGAGAAGGUAAGGUUUUUCUUUGCUACUGUUUGUUAGAUUUUACUUCUGUUAUUUGUUAGAUGUUUUAGUGUUUAAAUUCAAUAUUUGAUGUAAGAAUUAAACAUAGCACCUGUGCCAAGUUUUACACAUGCAUGAGACUUCUUUAAAAAAUAAUUUAAAAUAUAAUAUGCCAUUUUUUAAUUUGUAAAUUAAAUUAGUUAAAUCCAGGACAGAAAGCCAAAGAUUAUAAUAUUUUUUUUGUUAUACGGAGGAGUUUUUGUAUGUAUAUAUUCACUUUAUGAGUAGACAGAUAUAUUAGACUUUGUUGAGUUCUCUGUAUUUAUGUAGUGUACAAUUUUAUUUAAUGUGAUAUGGUUCCAGUCACAUAGAGUUAGGUUUUACUUGUACAUUUUUGUUAAAUGAUGUGGACAAGUUGGACACUGUAUUGUUUUCCUGAUUAUUUUUUUGUAGUGUUGUAUGUAACAAGUAGAUGUUUUGAAAUUUUAAGGCAGAAAUACAAUCUGAUGAUUUAAAGCUGUAAGUUCCUGUAUAGGUUUAAGGUUGUCUUUUGUUUUUAUUAUACAGUUGUACUUAAUAGUAUUAACCUGUUGCACUCUCCUUAUUGUGUGUUUUUUUUGACUUGGAAAACCUUUCCUUUUGACUUUAGAGAUCUUUGUGUAACAAAAGCUACUUUUAUUCUUUCCUUUUGAAAAAAUAAAAGUAGCUUUAUUACACAAGGUCCUCUAAAGUCAAAAGGAAAGAAUAAAAGUAGCUUUUGUAACACAAGGUCCUCUAAAGUC
Limulus polyphemus (Atlantic horseshoe crab) is the source of this 4789-nucleotide messenger RNA. Its product is annotated as eukaryotic elongation factor 2 kinase-like. Gene Ontology annotation, biological process: protein phosphorylation. NCBI's taxonomy places the organism in Eukaryota, Metazoa, Arthropoda, Merostomata, Xiphosura, Limulidae. Bases 659 to 2788 code for a protein of 709 amino acids. The transcript is spliced from 14 exons. Gene Ontology annotation, molecular function: ATP binding; calmodulin binding; calcium ion binding. The record is from RefSeq and is a predicted model, not a curated record.